AAAAAAAUUGGAUGGCCGAAUUAUUUGAUUAAGCGAAACAAGUACAUUAGGAUCACCUACCCAGGCCAGUGCAGUCCCACAUGAACCCACCAUAACAGGGACUUAAAACAAAUGCAAGUAAUAUCUGUUGCUUGAAUAGUAAAUAGCAGAUUUUUCCAGCCCUAUGAACUGUAAAUUUAGGUGCCUCUUUUUAUCACUGGUAACUAGUACUGUAACUUUCCUUGAACCGUUGAGUGACAGAAAUUCAUUCCAAAAAUCCAGUUGUUUUUCCUCCCCACAAAAACAAACAAAACAUCGUAAACCAAAACAAAAACGGGAAACAUGAGAAAACCUUGAAGAAGUUAUUACAAGACAAUGGAACAAAGAAAGAGAAAGUGAUAGAGAAGUUCUUUUUUUGUUUUUUUUACGAAGCUUUGCUUAGCUGGCUUGGGCGGGAUUACCGGAGGUCAAACUAAAAACCCGAACCAGCGCCGGACCUGGCUCUGUUGUCAGACCAAAAUCACGCAGCCAGUGGUUCAAGCCUGUUAUUAAGACUUCUUUUUAAUUCUUACCCCUUUGUUCUUACCCCUUUUUUUGUCCCUCUGAAAGAUCAACUCUUUUUUCAUAAGUUGAUUUGUCAGAGCUUAAAAAUUAAACCUUUUAAAGUCCGUUCAGAACAAGAAAAAGGAAAGAGACAGAGUGUAAAAGUCCACCACUUGAGUUUUUGACCGGCCUCCUUCAAAACUGAAGGAUUUAGAGAGAAAAAAGCAAGCAAAGAAGAAGAAGAGAAGUUGACACGGAUUGGUUACCAACAGUUUUGAAGAAUUAAAAAAAUAGAGCUUUGGUGCUUCAAGGUAAGAGCUAUUUUGUGUUCUUUUUUUGGGUGUUGAGUCUUACAAAAGAGAAAGAAAGUAACCAUUUUUACUGAAGUGGGUAUCUUUUAUUUUUGUCCAAUUUUCAUUACAUGUAAAGAUACAUGUAUUAAGAAUGGAGAGAGAGAAAAAAAAGAAUGUUUAGAUGAUUGGGGUUGGUGUCCAUAAGCCAUGGUGGAUCAGCGUAGCAUAAGAGUAGCUUUGUUAUAUCUCAUGUUCUUGCUGUUAUUUGAGUCUACAUUUGGGCAACAAGUGCAGCAGCAGCAGCAGCGACUGAGUUCAGGCAUUGAGUUUACAGCUUUAUUUGAACUCAGAUCCUCUUUGGGGCUUAGAAGCAGAGAAUGGCCUAGAAAAGUUGAUCCUUGUACACGUUGGAACGGUAUAACAUGUGAAAAUGGUAGUGUUAUUGGGAUUAACAUUUCUGGGUUUAGAAGAACAAGGGUUGGUAAACAAAACCCACAGUUCGCUGUUGAUUCUCUCGCAAAUUUUUCGCAUUUGGUUUCUUUUAAUGCAUCUAAAUUCUUGCUUCCUGGUUCUAUUCCUAAUUGGUUUGGCCAAAGGCUGUUGACGCUGCAAGUGUUGGAUCUCAGGUCUUGUAAUGUCACAGGUGUUAUACCUUCGAGUAUUGGCAAUUUGACUAAUUUAACUAGUCUAUAUUUGUCAGAUAAUAGGCUCACUGGGCAAAUUCCUUCUACUCUGGGUCAAUUGUUAAGCCUUUUAGUUCUUGAUCUUUCGAAGAAUUUGCUUACUGGAUCUAUACCAUCAUCAUUUGUCUCACUAAGGGAUUUAACGAGUCUUGACAUUUCUUCAAAUAACUUAACGGGGUCAAUUCCUCCCGGCAUUGGGGCCCUUUCAAAGCUACAAAGUCUGAAUCUUUCGGACAAUAGUUUAAUUUCUUCAAUACCUGCACAACUUGGUGACCUUGAUAGCUUGGUUGACCUUGAUCUCAGCAGCAAUGGUUUGUCAGGGUUGGUGCCACAAGAUCUUAGAGGGCUAAGGAAUUUGCAGAGAAUGGUUUUUGGGAACAAUGGUCUAGGUGGGUCUCUGCCAGCCAAUUUGUUCCCUGCUCCAAGUCAGUUGCAGGUUAUAGUUCUGAGAAACAACAGUUUCAUUGGUGACCUUCCUGUAGUAUUAUGGUCAAUACCUGGGUUGAAUCUGCUUGAUAUCUCUCACAAUAAUUUCACAGGGGAGCUGCCUAAUUCUGCUUUGAAUUAUAAUGCCACUGCUGCAGUACUCGAUAUUUCCCAUAACAAGUUUUAUGGAGGUCUCACAACUGUACUUGGAAGGUUUAGUUCUAUUGAUGUGUCAGGAAACUAUUUUGAAGGCAGGGUUCCAGACUAUGUGCAUGACAAUGCAUCUCUUAGUACUAACUGUCUCCAAAAUGUGUCAAACCAGAGGACUUUGACGGAGUGUGUAUCAUUCUAUGCUGAGAGGGGCCUGAGUUUUGAUGAUUUUGGGCGCCCAAAUUCCACAGAACCUUCUGCCCCUGAAACUGGGAAGAGCAACAGAAGGACAAUUAUAUUGGCUACAGUUUUGGGAGGAGCUGGGUUAAUUGUGCUAUUAAUGUUGUUGCUAUUGCUGGUCCUAUGUGUUCGUAGACGGAGCACUGCAAAUCAUAGAGAGAUUGGUGUCGGACCAGUUCCUGCUAGAGAAACACCUCCUUCGCUGGGAGUAGAUAUUAAUUUUUCGAAUCUAGGUGAUUUAUUUACAUAUCAGCAACUUCUUCAAGCCACUGGUGAUUUUGGUGAUGCAAACCUCAUCAAGCAUGGUCAUUCCGGUGAUCUCUUCAGGGGCAUCUUAGAAGGUGGGCUUCCUGUUGUCAUCAAAAGGAUUGAUUUGCAGUCAAUUAAAAAGGAAGCUUAUCUUUUGGAAUUGGAUUUCUUUAGUAAAGUUUCACAUCCACGAGUAGUUCCCCUAUUGGGACACUGCUUAGAGAAAGAGAAUGAAAAAUUCUUAGUUUAUAAAUAUAUGCCGAAUGGGGACCUGUCAAGUUCCUUGUAUAGGAAAAACAAUUUGGAAGAUGAUAGUUUACAGUCAUUAGAUUGGAUAACAAGAUUGAAAAUUGCUAUAGGAGCUGCAGAAGGCCUAUCUUAUCUGCACCAUGAAUGCACACCACCCCUUGUCCACAGAGAUGUUCAAGCUAGCAGUAUACUUCUUGAUGAUAAAUUUGAAGUGCGACUAGGGAGCCUGAGUGAGGUCUGCGCUCAAGAAGGCGAUGGUCAUCAAAAUAGAAUUACAAGAUUACUGCGGUUGCCACAGUCAUCUGAACAAGGUUCUUCAGGUUCAUCUACAGCAUUAUGUGCCUACGAUGUUUACUGCUUUGGCAAGGUUUUACUUGGGUUGGUAACAGGUAAGCUGGACAUCAGUGCAUCCAGUGAUACCCAGAUGAAGGAAUGGUUAGAACAGACACUACCGUAUAUCACUAUAUAUGAUAAGGAACUUGUGACAAAAAUUUUGGAUCCAUCUCUUCUUGUGGAUGAGGAUCUAUUGGAGGAAGUCUGGGCCAUGGCCAUUGUUGCCAGGUCUUGUCUGAAUCCAAAACCUUCUAGGCGACCCCUAAUGAGAUAUAUUCUCAAAGCUUUGGAAAAUCCUUUGAGGGUGGUUAGAGAAGAUACUUCAAGCUCAGCAAGGCUUAGAGCAACCUCCUCAAGAGGAUCUUGGAAUGCUGCUCUUUUUGGUAGCUGGCGUCAAAGCGCUUCGGAUGUAACAGUUAUUCCACCAGCCUCCACCACUAGAGCUGAAGGGGGAAGUAGUUUCAAACAUUCAGGAACAACGGGUUCACAGGGCAGUGCCCCGAAUGGUGGAGGUGACCAUUCAUCCUCACAUAGACGGCAUUCUAAGGAGAUAUUCCCAGAGCCACCCGAAGCCCAAGAUAUAGAAAGACCGGAUCGUGACUAGCAGAGAGGUUAAUUUGUUCUCAAUUCUUUCUUAAUAAGACAGCGGGCUUCCUAUUUGAGUGCCUGCUGGCUGGCACCUGAUGAAACUCUUCUUAUUUUUGGAAGUAAACUGGGUUUCAAGGUGAUAUUUGUAUCGAAUGGGAGGCUUCGAGAUGCACAUUUCUUUAGAUGUUCAUUGACAACUAAGUUUUGUGAAGUCAGAGUCCAAUGGACAACAGUUUUAGUUUGUGUAUGGAUCAGGAUUGAUAAAAGUUGGGCAGAAAAAGGGGUGCCAUUGACCGUUAUGGUUCAUAUUUGUUUGACAGCUUGUUUUCAUUUUAAAACAAGCCACAAUUUGAUCUGUAAUUGAUCUUUUGUUUGUGGUCCUUUUGUGCAAUGUAUAUGGUAAUUUUCCAGGAUUCCUUCAUUCAGAUCAGAUUUUCAGUUGUUCAGAAAGAGACAGAAAAUCAAGAGAGAAAAGAAAUUACGCUAAUUUUUUUCUUGGUAUUUCUGUGGAAAUAUACUAAUUGGGAAAGAGUCGUACUGUUUGGUCAAAAAAAGAAGGCUCAAUUAUUUUCUUGAGUAAAUGAAUUCUGUUUCUCGUAUACGGUGUCUCUUUCAUAGAGU
Messenger RNA from Durio zibethinus, 4354 nucleotides. Lineage: Eukaryota; Viridiplantae; Streptophyta; Magnoliopsida; Malvales; Malvaceae. The record is from RefSeq and is a predicted model, not a curated record.